AGCAUUCUUAGUGUCGAAUGACGGCAGAUCAAGAAGAGAACUCCUGAGUGGAAGUAGCAGUAAAUAGAAUGAAUACUCCUUUUUAAGAGGACGCUCACCGCUCGCUGUUUUCUGCCAACCGAAACACUGGCCAAAAUCCCACGCCGUCUUGUGUGUUGCGCUGGCCUCACGACAGACAGCAAGCUCACUCUGGGGAAUCCCGUCGACUGUGGUUCUGCAUUGAUUACGAGAACUCCUGGCUCACGGCUCGAGAUAAAAGUCAACAUCAUGUCUCACGCCCGCGUCGAAGAGGUGUCCGAUUCGGACCCCGAGGAAGUCUUCCCCUCGGAAACCCUCCCCUCCAAUUUCGCCCAGGACGCGAUCCUCAGACCGGCUGCUGUGCCACCGAUGGCCGCACCGCCGUCAAUGCCCAUGCAGCCGCCGCCGGAGCCCCGUCGCGAGAUCCCGAAACACUUCCAGUGUCUGUACCCGGUGUACUUCGACAAGACCCGCUCGCGCGCAGAAGGGCGCAAGGUGGGCGCCGAGCUGGCCGUGGAGAACCCGCUCGCCAGGGAGAUUGUCGACGCAGUGCAGACGUUAGGGCUCAGCGUCGGGUUCGAGCCGGAGAAGCUGCACCCCAAGGACUGGGCUAACCCCGGCCGGGUGCGGGUGCAAUUGAGAGAUGAGGAUGGGAAGCUGGUGAACCCCAAGAUCAAGAACAAACACCAUCUGUAUAUCCUCGUGGCGCAGUACCUGAAAGCCCACCCCACCACCGAAGAAUCGCCGUACCGUCUCCGGAUUCGCGGCCUGCCGACCCCCGAGAAACUCCCUGGGGCUCCUCCCGCUCCGCGCGGGUGGAAGAUUGGCAAGAUCUUGCCCAUCCAUUCGCCUGCGUACAGCGGCGGCGGCGUCAGCGACAACCCGUUCAAAGAGGCCAUGGCCGAGAUGCAGAAUAUGCAAGGCAUGCCGGGCUUCCCUGGGAUGCCGGGGAUGCCUGGAAUGCCUGGUAUGCCCGGUAUGCCGGGGCUAGGAGAUGCGGCAGCGAGCGGCGGCAAGGAAAAGAAGAAAGACAAGAAGAAGGCGAAAGCCUAGGGUUUAGCUCUCGUGAGAUUGUUUCUCGUCCAAACUGUUUAUAUUGUAUGGCUUGAUGUAUCUUUUUUU
This is a messenger RNA of Penicilliopsis zonata CBS 506.65, 1140 nucleotides long. RefSeq lists its product as hypothetical. The record is from RefSeq and is a predicted model, not a curated record. The coding region runs from base 268 to 1071 and encodes 267 amino acids. Gene Ontology annotation, biological process: SRP-dependent cotranslational protein targeting to membrane; SRP-dependent cotranslational protein targeting to membrane, signal sequence recognition. The transcript is spliced from 3 exons. Gene Ontology annotation, molecular function: 7S RNA binding. Gene Ontology annotation, cellular component: signal recognition particle, endoplasmic reticulum targeting. Lineage: Eukaryota; Fungi; Ascomycota; Eurotiomycetes; Eurotiales; Aspergillaceae.